Molecule: messenger RNA, 999 nt
Organism: Xenopus tropicalis (tropical clawed frog)
Lineage: Eukaryota; Metazoa; Chordata; Amphibia; Anura; Pipidae
Gene: rgs10
Product: regulator of G-protein signaling 10
Biological process (GO): regulation of G protein-coupled receptor signaling pathway
Molecular function (GO): GTPase activator activity; G-protein alpha-subunit binding
Source: RefSeq, marked validated
GUCCCGGCAGGACAUGUUCACCAGGGCGGUUAGCAGGCUGGGCAGGAAGAGACCCCCAUCAGAGAUACAUACCGGCGAAUCGGCUGUCACUGCCCCGGACAAUGACCAGAAAGGAACCCGCAAAUGGGCCACCUCGCUGGAGAGCCUAUUGGACGAUCCCAAAGGAGUGGGCGAGUUCACAGACUUCCUGAAGAAGGAGUUCAGUGAGGAGAAUUUGCUGUUUUGGUUGGCGUGUGAGGACUUCAAGGGAACGCGGGACAAGGAGCAGAUGCUGAAGAAGGCGCACGAUAUCUACACGACCUUCCUCUCCAGCAAGGCGCCUGCCCAGGUCAAUGUGGAGGGUCAGUCGCGGGUAAGCGAGAAGAUGCUGGAGGAGCCGCACCCCCUCAUGUUCCAGAAGCACCAGGAUCAGAUCUUCAACCUGAUGAAAUACGACAGUUACAGUCGGUUCCUGAAGUCAGAGACUUUCCUGAAGCUGAAGGCCAAAGAAGAGAAGGAAAGCUCCGCCUCCAGCGCCGGCGAAUCGGUGCCCAAACGAGCCUCUAGGAUUUACAAUACGUAACUCGGCCAGGACACGGCACAAUAACUGGGAGAGGACUAUUAAGUAGAAAGGGGGGGCGGCACCAGAGGCGAUUUGACCGGUUUCUCACUUUACGGCAUUUGUGUUGCGCACGGGGCGGGCAGAGGAACAGCCGCUCAGCCCUGGCGCAAUGUUAUAUUGGCCCCCAAGGCCACAGAGAGAUUCAUAAUAAGUCCUGGCGUUUCAGGUACACAGAGGCCCAAACAGCCCCCCCACCGGCCCAAUAAAUAGUGACUAUGGCACCUACCUAUUGCCAGUCUGGGCCAGAACGGUACCUUUAUAUAAUACACUCCUGCCAUUAACCCUUUCCUAUCCAAGGGGCCACCUCUGCACUUUCAUAUAGAUGCGCCCUGCAUGUCUGAACAUAGGUCGGUGCGCGGGGGCGGGGUCUACCAUAAUAAAUACUGUAUUCAACUGUA